AUGUCUCCUAUGCAUAGUAUUCCCAUAAAACAACAUAUACGGAAACCAUGGCAAUCACUUCCUACACCAUCGUUGGUUGUGUCGCUGCCAACUGUGGAGGCCAACUGCACUCGAAUGCUGCAACGUGUAUCCGCUACUGGCGCCAAAUUUAGAGCCCAUGUUAAGACCCACAAGACAUUUGAAGGGACCAUGCUUCAACUUGGUUACAACUUGGCAAACUAUCAAGCCCCCAAACAUUCAAGCAUCGUUGUGAGUACUUUCCGGGAGGCAUGGGCAGUUGUCGACGAACAAGAUCGAACGGGACAACACAUCGUCACCGACAUUGUCUAUGGCUUACCAAACGUUACAGGCGAGAGUUUGGCCCAGAUCAUAGCUCUGAGUGGCAAAGUUGAAGUGUUCACCGUGCUUAUCGACUCCGUUGAUCAUGUUAGGACCAUCGAAGAGUUUAAGUCUGAUGCUCCCUUCGAUCCGAUCAACGUGAUGAUUAAGCUCGACGCUGGUACCAACAGGGCCGGCAUCGCAAAUACGUCAUAUCUGACAGAGGUAAUUAAUGCGAUUGGCGAGUGUGAAAAGGUUGAACUUCGUGGGUUCUACGUACAUUCUGGCCACUCGUACAACGUUAACAGCAUUGAAGAGGCCGAAGCUGCACUGGUGGAGGAGCUCGAGACCAUCAAGAAAGGUUUGGACCAAUUGGAGGUGGUUAGUCCCUCUACGGAUCUAUCCAAGCUGAUCGUGUCCGUUGGUGCAACCCCAACAACGCAUUCGCUUGAUCAUCACGUUUUCCAAAAGACCAAUGAUCGUAUCGUUGCGAUUCAAAAGAGCCUAAAAUCGCAGUUGGAGUUCCACGCUGGUAACUUCCUGUUUUGCGAUUUGCAACAAGUCUCUACCGGGUGCAUCGGCAUACAAAAUAUCGCUGCUAAGGUUGUUGGUACUGUCAUUUCACAGUACCCCGGUAGAAACGACCCAGUUGGUGAACUCCUCACAAACACCGGCGUCAUCUCCAUGUCAAAAGAGGUUGCGCGUCAUUAUCCAGGCUUCGGUGUUGUAGAGACUGAUCCAAAGUACGGCCACUGGUUCAUCGACCACAUGUCGCAGGAACACGGUAUCUUGAGACCAAGUUCCCCGGAGGGCGCCCAGUUAAUCCCAAUAGGCACAAAGUGUCGUAUCCUACCAAACCAUUCUUGCAUCACCGCCAAUUCCUUCAAUGCCUACUACAUCCUCGACGCUGAUGAUAAGGUCUGUGACGUGUGGAUCCCUUGGAGAGGCUGGUAA
Molecule: messenger RNA, 1272 nt
Organism: Williopsis jadinii
Lineage: Eukaryota; Fungi; Ascomycota; Saccharomycetes; Phaffomycetales; Wickerhamomycetaceae
Gene: DSD1
Product: D-serine ammonia-lyase DSD1
Exons: 2
Coding region: 1-1272 (423 amino acids)
Biological process (GO): D-serine catabolic process
Molecular function (GO): D-serine ammonia-lyase activity
Source: RefSeq, a predicted model, not a curated record